This is a messenger RNA of Aphanomyces astaci, 269 nucleotides long. RefSeq lists its product as hypothetical. The transcript has a single exon. Bases 31 to 231 code for a protein of 66 amino acids. The record is from RefSeq and is a predicted model, not a curated record. NCBI's taxonomy places the organism in Eukaryota, Oomycota, Saprolegniomycetes, Saprolegniales, Verrucalvaceae.
UUCAGCACCAACACCAGCAGUACUUGUAGCAUGGACAGCUUGGGCGGCGUGAAGGUGAAGCAGUGCGUGGAGGUGACCGACAAGGAAGCCGCUCGGCUCCUGAAGAAGUUCCUCAACUCCCAAAACCGUGGACAUGGCGACGAGGAAUCACAUACGCUUGCGGUGCAACAAGAAGUCGAAACCCAACUGCAGCUUAUUCUGUCGCACCUGCAAUCGACCGGCAGCAGCUAGCUCUGGCCUCUCCCUAAUACAUCUAUUCGACAUCUACG